Molecule: messenger RNA, 4623 nt
Organism: Nelumbo nucifera (sacred lotus)
Lineage: Eukaryota; Viridiplantae; Streptophyta; Magnoliopsida; Proteales; Nelumbonaceae
Product: putative disease resistance protein RGA1
Molecular function (GO): ADP binding
Source: RefSeq, a predicted model, not a curated record
GCCCAUGUUUGAGGAAUAGAUCCCGUCUUCCUUUUGCCCGCUCCUCACCAUGGGACGGAUGCCGAUUGACCAAACCAAAUUACAACUACUGGAUCAUCGGCGAAACUCUGGUAAUCGAUCUUUGCUCGUCUAUCCACUCGAAUUCUGAUCUUCCACCCAAUCGUCCUCAUAAAUUAACCUUAUGGAUUCUAUUUCUUGCUCGACUUUUAGCAAUGGAUGGUAAAAAAGAAAAAAUUGUAUUUUAUUUAAGUCGAACGAAUUGGCGAGAUGGAUUGGAUUCACGUAGCCGAUUCCAUAUAGUUGGGAUAAGGCAUGAUGUUAUGAUAAUGAUACACCAUGGUCAUGCUUUCCUCCAAUAGUGUUUUGGUGCUUCCUCCCAUGGUUUAAUGAUAUGUUACUGACGUUGACGUUGGGGAUAGAACUGGGUGUAUGCGAAGGUUGGCGGAAAAACUUUUGUAUGGGUAAUUUCAUCGAACACCCAGAGAGAAUUUCAAAUUUAUUGCUGCUAAAAUGGGUCGCUUUUCCGUGUUUUCCACCGGCCAAUGGUCUUACCUCCUACGCUCCUUCGACGAAGGUGAACUCUUCAUAGGUCGUCAAGAUAAGGAAUCUAAAAAUAGAAAUGAGAUGGAAAGAGAAUCUCUCCAAUCCCCAAUAUAUCGUUAUCUUUCUGUUAGCAAAGUUCAACUUCCUUGCCUUUCUUACUAGGUAUGGCCGGAAGAAAUGGGGAAGAUGUACUUGUUUCCCUUCUAGUAGCAGCGUUGCUUGACAAAUUAACCUCUCCUGCGCUGAGAGAAUUUGGAAUCACGUGGGGUGUUGAAGAUGAGCUGGGUGAGCUCUCUGAUGUGCUUGAGAGUAUACAUGAUAUGCUUGAUUUACUGGAGAACGCUCAAAGGGAGAAUAAGGUGAUAAAGCGUUACCUCAUGAAGCUCAGAGGUGAAGCUUACCACAUGGACAACAUACUGGAUGAGUUAGCUUAUGAAGUUAUCAGGGAGAGAAAUCAAACAAGUCAGAGUAGGAGGAGGAAAAGAGUAAGUGACUCUCUCUCCUUUAGUUUAAACUCUGAACAAAAGUUACGUCAACAUGAGAUUGCACCACUGAUAAAUCAAAUCAAUGAGAAACUAGUUGAAAUGGAAAAGAAGCUUGAAAUUCAUUAUCUUAGAAGUCUAGAAGUAAAGCAGGUUGAAACAAUUAAGAAAACAGACCUUAGAUGGAAGACUAGUUCCUUAGUUGAUCGAGAUCAUAUUUUGGAUAGAAAGAAAGAUGUAGAUGCUAUAAGAAGCAAGUUGUUGUCUAGCCAACAUAAUAAUGAAAGGAGGGUUUCUGUUGUUGCCAUUGUUGGAAUGGGGGGACUUGGGAAGACAACGCUUUCUCAGCUUGUCUACAACCAUCGAGAUGUGCAGAAUCAUUUUCAGAUACGAGCGUGGGUUUGUGUGUCUGACAACUUUGAUGCUGAAAGAAUAACCAAAGCUAUCCUAGAAUCGGCAUUUAUGGAACCAUGUGAACUAAAGGAGCUAGAUCCUCUUCAACGUGAACUUAGAAAGAAGCUAAAAGGGAAGAAAUUUUUGCUUGUAUUAGAUGAUGUUUGGAGUGAAAACCACCAACAUUGGGAGAAACUAAGAGUUCCGUUCAGAGAUGCAAAAAAAGGGAGUAGAAUUAUUGUAACCACUCGGAGCAAGAAAACUGUUUCAUCCAUCAGGGACACUAUUUAUACUCAUAAUUUGGAAUUUCUGUCAGAUGAUGAUUGUUGGACAUUGAUAAAAAAAUGCACAUUUGUUGAUGAGAACUCUGUUGCAUCAGACCUAAUGGCUAUUGGCAGAGAAAUUGCGAGGAAGUGUAAAGGUUUACCCCUGGCAGCAAAUACACUUGGAGGCCUUCUGCGCUCUAAACUAGAACUACAGGAAUGGGAAAAUAUAUUGGCAAGCGACAUUUGGGGCUUAGACAAAGGAAACGGAUUGCCAGACUCUCUAAGCUUGAGCUAUCAUUAUCUCCCAUUGCAUUUGAAGCAGUGUUUUGUUUAUUCCUCUCUGUUUCCUAAAGACUAUGUAUAUGAUAAAGAAUGUUUAGUUGAAUUGUGGAUUGCAGAAGGCUUUGUCUGCAGUAAAGAAAAUGAGGCACUUGAAGACACAGGUGAUCAAUAUUUUAAUGAUUUAUUGCAAAGGUCUUUCUUUCAAUGUGCAAGCAAAGAAGAUCCCCAGCAUUCUGAGAAGUUUGUGAUGCAUGAGCUUAUGCAUGAUCUAGCAGAGUCAAUAUCAGGGGAGAUUUGUUGUAGAAUUGAGAGUAGUGCCAAAUCAUAUUCUAUCUCCAAAAAUACUCGUCAUGUGGCAUUACUUGACUCCUACAGAAGAGACUCACUAAAUGUAAAGUACUAUGACUCUAAGAGUGUAUCCACCUUGAUGGUCCUGAAAUAUGGUGUCAUGAAUCACAUCCUUAAUGAUCUAUUGGAAAAUUUCAGAUGCUUGCGCGUGUUAGACCUGAGAAAAACUUUCAUUGAAACACUUCCCGAUUCCAUUGGCAAUUUGAAAUAUUUACAGUACAUCAACCUCCCCUAUGGUCUAAACUCCUUGCCACGAGGAGUUGGAAGAUUAUGUUGCCUCAAGACAUUGUUGCCUUGUUUUCCUGUGGCUGCAAGCAAUGGUGCUGGGCUAAGAGAGUUAAAGAACUUGAAACUUCUUGAGGGUUCUCUUUGCAUUUCAGGAUUACAUAAUGUAUCUGAUGCUAUAGAGGCAACAGAAGAUACUUUGAGGAAUAUGUCAAAACUUGAUUGGUUGGUAUUAGAAUUUGAUGGUCAAAGUGACAGUAGUAUAGAUGCUGAGGUGCUUGAAGCCCUUCAGCCUCACAUGGAUCUCCAGCUUCUCCACAUGUAUGGAUAUUAUGGUGAAAAUUUUCCAAAUUGGAUGUUGAAUGGAUUUGGGUGUUAUAAUAAGCUAGUUUCUGUAUGUCUCUUUGAUUGUUUGCAAUGUCAUUCUCUUCCGGCUCUUGGUGAGCUGCCUUCACUAAAAUCCAUGGUUCUGGAUCACAUGCCUCUUCUGGAGGAAUGGCCGGGAGCAGAGAGUGGUGAAUUCCUUUGCCUUGAAAUGCUAAAAAUUUUUGAUUGUAAGAAACUGAAAGAACUGAGUCCAGCACUUGGAUUGAUUUCCAAACUAAAAUUCUUGAUGAUCUAUCUCUGUCCUAGUCUCAUGUCCUUACCAGAGGGACUACUCAACCUCACUUCUCUCAAAAGUUUAAAUAUUACUCAUUGUUCUAAUACAUUGACACAUCUUCUUGAUGAGAGUCUUCCCCCAAACCUUACUCAUCUUAAGAUUAAUUAUGGUGUGUCCGAGUCCCUACCCAGGGCUUUGAGAAACCUAUCAUAUCUUGAGAAACUCAAAAUUUACAAACAAUUGGAUCUCACAAGUUCUCCAAAUGUUGAGGAACUCAAACUCUUGGAAUCUCUAGAUGGUCGUCAUGCUUAUAUUCCUGCUAGAUACUUUUCUGAGCUGCCCACCAACCUUCGCUGUUUGAUUGUUGACUAUGUGGACUGUACACACCAUCUACCAUUGCAUUCCCAAGUGCAGAUGGCAGGAGGAUGAAGAGGUGAAAGAGAACUAAGUUCAGUAAAGUCAAUUAUUUUUCUUGUUCAGUUUAUCCACAAGUUGACAAGUGGUAAUGAAGCUGAGCAAUUGAUUACAAGGAUGAUCAAUCCUGGGAAUGACCUAGGAUCUUUCCAGCCACUGCAAUAUACUAGCUACUGACGGAUCUGUUCAUACCCAGGGAGGGACGUUGCCAUUUCUGAAAAUGACAACAGUACAAGAAAGACACUCUAAACCGGUAGUUUAGAGCUGGCAGUCUUAAAGACCACUGCCUUAGUUAGGGAUAGGGUGGCGGUCUUAAAAGGACCGCCUCCUCAAAACCUAAAUAUGAAAAAAUAAAUAAAAAUAGCAGUGGUUUUUGGGAACCAGCAAGGCAGUUCUAAUUCUGAACUGGGGAGAGAGAGAGAGAGGGGGAAAAAGUUAGACAAAACUCAAAAGACAAAAGUUCUCCAAGUUCCCGCGUUCUCUGCUAUUCGCAUGUUUGACAAAGGCAAAAGGGUUUGCUCACAGGAACCCUUUGAUGGAGAGAACAUUGCAUUUUGAUAAAGAAGAGUAUUUUUGUUGCAGAACUCCACUUAGAAGCAUCAUCAAACCUUCAUUCUUUGACUGAGAACGCUGAGAAUGCAGAAUCACUUGAGAAGGCUCCUUGCAUGAACCACUUGAGAAGGCUCCUUGCAUGCGUGAAUCAACUGAUUAGGAGAGGGAAAGAUUCCUUUCCAUCGAUUGGGAGAUGUCCAUACCAGCACCAAUCCUUAUUCGUUCAACCAAGAGAAGAGGAGGUUGCAGACUUUUGAUUGUCAAGGCUACUAAUCAGGGAUGUGAGGGGCCAAUACCUUCUGUAAUUCUGUUAGUAUCACUUGUGUGCCUGUUUUCUAAUUUGAGAAGUGAGGUAACAUUUUUUCUAACUUAUUUUGUAUUUUCCUGCAAGGGAAUUCUUGUUAUGUUACCUAACCUGUGAGAAAAAAGGUCCCAUAAACAGUUUUCUAUGGGGCUUUGAACCUGAACCAUCAUUUUUCAAUGAUAUCUAUCACCCUAGCCCUCUUUAAAACCUCAA